Molecule: messenger RNA, 732 nt
Organism: Cyclopterus lumpus (lumpfish)
Lineage: Eukaryota; Metazoa; Chordata; Actinopteri; Perciformes; Cyclopteridae
Gene: dusp23b
Product: dual specificity phosphatase 23b
Exons: 3
Coding region: 269-724 (151 amino acids)
Biological process (GO): cilium assembly; protein dephosphorylation
Molecular function (GO): protein tyrosine/serine/threonine phosphatase activity
Source: RefSeq, a predicted model, not a curated record
ACAGUCGGUCUCCACCCAGAUAAAAGGUCAGCGGGACCAGCUGACCGCCCCACCCAGUGAGGCAACAGCUCGCGAGGCUCGUAUAAAACCCACGAGCCGCCGGUUGGCCGCACAGCUAGCUCGCUAGCAUCGUCUCGCGCUAGCAUCGUCUCCCUCCACUCCGUUAGCACGACACGCACCGAGUCCUUUCAACGGUUAGCGAGGUAGCGCCAGCUCGACCGGUAGCGGGACGUCCCUUCCUCUGGCAGGAACACUUUGGACUUCCAGCAUGGCUUCCACUCCUCCACACAAUUUCUCCUGGGUCGACCCAGACAAACUGGCCGGACUGGCGCUGCCCAGGAUGACGUCUGAAUACCAGUACCUGCUGGACAACGGUAUCAAACACCUGGUUUGCCUGUGCGAGAGAAAGCCGCCGUGCUACGACUCGUGCCCGGAGUUGCGGCUGCACCACAUCGAGAUCGUGGACUUCACUCCUCCCUCACCGAGUCAGAUCGAUAGAUUCCUCUCCAUCGUGGAAGAGGCCAACUCCAAGGGAGAGGGUGUGGGAGUUCACUGCAUGCACGGUCAUGGGCGAACCGGGACCAUGCUGGCCUGCUACCUGGUGAAGACCAGGAAGAUGUCGGAGGUCGACGCCAUCCGCGAGAUCCGCAGUCUGCGGAAAGGCUCCAUCGAAACUCACGAACAAGAGAAAGCUGUGGUGCAUUUUGAUCAGCGCACAAAGUAGCUUUUACA